Sclerotinia sclerotiorum 1980 UF-70 is the source of this 405-nucleotide messenger RNA. RefSeq lists its product with no specific name. The transcript is spliced from 2 exons. The coding region runs from base 1 to 405 and encodes 134 amino acids. NCBI's taxonomy places the organism in Eukaryota, Fungi, Ascomycota, Leotiomycetes, Helotiales, Sclerotiniaceae. The record is from RefSeq and is a predicted model, not a curated record.
AUGAUUUUCUCAUGGCUUCGCAGCUCAGCAAUCCCAUUGCUUUUGUCAACUGUUAUCGCCCUCGACCUUCCCAUUUAUCCUGGGCUCCGAACAAACCAAUCGCGGCCAGGCGUCCUUGAAAUUGCCUUUAACAACACAAAAUCUGAAGUGAACGUUUGGAGUCAGGACGCUCUGUCUGGACUUUCUGAUGUAGUUCAAAAACUACAAAAUGACACUGAGAUCAAAGUCGUCUUAUUUACGAGCGAUGUCCCACUAUAUUUCUUGAAUCAUCUGGACCUCCUCAUCCAACCUUUCGGUCAACACUCCCCCUCAGGGAUUGCCGAAUCAGGAUAUGCCAUUAUUUUUGAGGCUAUUCCUGGAUAUGAUUGGCUGAUCCGAUCUGAGUUGAUUGGCCGGAUAACAUAG